Molecule: messenger RNA, 826 nt
Organism: Prorocentrum cordatum
Lineage: Eukaryota; Dinophyceae; Prorocentrales; Prorocentraceae
Source: the annotation of a GenBank genome assembly
CCCAGCGGUCUCGCUCGACGCCCACGUCGCCCUCAUGCGCGAGGGAUGCCCCAUCAAGGUCGCCCACGCCUCCGUCGACUUAGGCGUCGACACUGUCGGGGCGCGCAGGAGGGUGGCAACGGGCCGCGUCGUCGCCGAGAUCCGCAGGCGCGCCUCGCUCGCCAAGAUCGCAAAGGGCCUCUGGACUAUGGGGUUUAGACCGCAGGGGGCCUACGACCACCAGGUCAUCGGCCUCUCCCCGAGCGCCACCACCCAGCAGCGGCGCCAAGCCGCCCAGGCGAUUGCGGGCAAGGUCCCUGGCAGGUGCUUCACCUCCACGCUCGCCGUGCUAUUCGGCGACGCGACCAUCCUGGAGUGGCUCUCCUUUUGGUUCGCCAACCCGAAACACCACGAGCGCAUCGCCCAUGCCUGGCGGCUCAUCUUCGCGAAGACCAUCGGCUACGGCAACAAGCGCUGGCGCAAGGUGGUCGGCCCCAUCUCGGCCGUCCAGGCCAUCCUCGUGGACGCAGGGUGGGAUUGCUGGGCUCCCUGCGAGUGGCCCCGCCAGCCUUGCGAAGGUGAGCGGGCUGAGCAGACGUGGCUCCUACCUCACAAGGACUGUGGCGACGGGGAGCAGCGCCGCGAAGAGAUCGACCCUUCGCAGCUGGCCCUGCAGUUCUGCCAGAACACCGAGACUGGCUAUUGGAACGACGCUGCGAAGCACUUCGACGGCGAGGGCCUCCAGCGAGGCGGAGCCGACGCAUGCGCAGUCACCGGCGAGAUGAAGAGGGUCAUGCGCAAGGGCCAGUUCGACAGUGGACCCUUAACCUGUGCGCGGUCGCGGUAG